This is a messenger RNA of Trichomonas vaginalis G3, 474 nucleotides long. Its product is annotated as acetylation-dependent protein binding. Gene Ontology annotation, biological process: regulation of DNA-templated transcription; chromatin remodeling. The transcript has a single exon. NCBI's taxonomy places the organism in Eukaryota, Parabasalia, Trichomonadida, Trichomonadidae. The coding region runs from base 1 to 474 and encodes 157 amino acids. The record is from RefSeq and is a predicted model, not a curated record. Gene Ontology annotation, cellular component: nucleus; chromatin.
AUGGGCAAAAACGAUAAACCUCAAACUGCGACGUUAACUCAAACCCAAACCGACGCAUGUUUGAAGAUAACUAGGGAAAUUUUUGAUCUCCCUAUUGCCACUUACUUCAGAGCUCCAGUUAAUACAGCUGAAUUUCCAAACUACAAAGUCAAGAAGCCAAUGGACUUGGGAACAGUUAUUCAGCGCUUAGAUGAGCAAAAAUAUAAGAAUGUUGACCAAUGGAGAAACGAUAUGAAAUUAAUUUGGGAUAAUGCAAAAGACUUCAACUCGCCUGAUUCAAUUGUACACUCUGUUGCAUUGGAACUCAAACAAUACUUCGAAAGAAAAUCUGAUAGAAUACCAAAAAACGAAAUGGAAGCUUGGCAAUUCGAAUUACAAGCUUGCCAUGGCAAAAUCCAAGAAAUAAUGGCCUUAAGACCAACACCUCGUCCCAAACUCGUACUUAGAAGAAAUUCCACAAAUAUUGGAGAAUAA